Molecule: messenger RNA, 1257 nt
Organism: Corylus avellana
Lineage: Eukaryota; Viridiplantae; Streptophyta; Magnoliopsida; Fagales; Betulaceae
Product: protein FEZ-like
Biological process (GO): regulation of DNA-templated transcription
Molecular function (GO): DNA binding
Source: RefSeq, a predicted model, not a curated record
AUGGAUGAGAAGUACGAUGUUGACAAGGUUGAUGAUGUGAUGUUGCCGGGCUUUCGGUUUCAUCCCACUGACGAGGAGCUUGUUGGGUUUUAUCUCAAGAGAAAGAUUCAGCAGAGAACUCUUCCUAUUGAGCUGAUUAAGCAGGUGGAUAUUUAUAAGUUCGAUCCUUGGGAUCUUCCAAAGCUGGCGGCUUCCGGGGAGAAAGAGUGGUAUUUCUACUGCCCAAGGGACAGGAAAUACAGGAACAGUGCACGGCCAAACCGAGUGACCGGAGCUGGGUUUUGGAAGGCCACCGGAACUGACAGGCCUAUUUACUCCUCCGAUGGCACCAAAUGCAUCGGUUUGAAGAAGUCACUUGUCUUCUACAGGGGCAGAGCUGCCAAAGGCAUCAAAACUGAUUGGAUGAUGCAUGAAUUUCGCCUACCUUCUCUCCCAGCAGACUCAGCACCACCCAAGAAGUUCUCGGAUAAAAACAUUCCAGCAAAUGAUUCAUGGGCAAUUUGCAGGAUAUUUAAGAAAACAAACUCCAUGGCACAAAGAGCUUUUUCUCACUCUUGGGUUUCUUCACUACCAGAAACCUUGGCAUCUGAUAUGUUCACUCAAGGCACUCACUGCCCUCAGUUCAGUGCAGAGAACAUCUCUUGCACAACUGAAAUUGGGUCGGCGGCCAUCCAGUUUUGCAGUAACAAUGAGUUACAACAGGCCUCUGCUGCCUGUUUCUCUGCUUUCAACAUUCCUUCUUAUAAGCCCAUUAAUAUUCCAACACUCUCUAAGCCUUCCAUUUUCCCCCUUUCUAAUGAAGACCUUCCCAAUGGCUUCACCUUCUCCUCACUCGAAGCAUCAGGACCCACCAAGUGUACGGUUGAUACUUCUUCCAUGUUUUUGAACCCUUCAUUAAUUGGUCACAUGAGUAACGCCUCCGAGAGCUUAGGCUCUCAAGGGCCACAACAGCAGCAGUUUAGUGGCUUCUCAAUCAGUAUGCCACAGGAGAUGCAAGAAAACACGGGCACAGGAGAAGAUGAGGCUGCAGGCCUGAUCAGGAAGAACUCAAAUGACGAGUGGGGAACCAUACGAUCGAUCGGAUUUCCCUUCAGCUUGCCAUCAAACGAUGCUAAUUGGAAGCCUAAUCUGCCAUGGGAUUCACCCCCUUGUCCCAGUGAGAUGUCCACCAGCUAUUCCACAAAUACAUGCUAUACUUGAUGUUGUAGCUCUGGGGGAUUAUGUUGGAGCUAAAACAAAAUUAUUGUGUUUAAUGGG